Eurytemora carolleeae is the source of this 1659-nucleotide messenger RNA. RefSeq lists its product as uncharacterized. The record is from RefSeq and is a predicted model, not a curated record. The coding region runs from base 1 to 1659 and encodes 552 amino acids. NCBI's taxonomy places the organism in Eukaryota, Metazoa, Arthropoda, Copepoda, Calanoida, Temoridae. The transcript is spliced from 2 exons.
AUGAUGAUUUUUCUUAGUUUUCCUGUACUCUCCUCUACCCUGAGUUCUCCUGUACUCCUCUCUACCCUGAGUUCUCCUGAACUCUCCUCUACCCUGAGUUCUUCUGUACUCCUUUCUACCCUGAGUUCUCCUGUACUCCUUUCUACCCUGAAUUCUCCUGUACUCUCCUCUACCCUGAGUUCUUCUGUACUCCUUUCUACCCUGAGUUCUCCUGUACUCAUCUCUACCCUGAGUUCUCCUGAACUCCUUUCUGCCUUGAUAUCUCUUGUACUCAUCUCUACCCUGAAUUCUCCUGAACUCCUCUGUACCCUGAGUUCUACUAUACUCCUCUCUACCCUGAGUUCUCCUGUACUCCUCUCUACCCUGAGUUCUCCUAUUCUCCUCUGUACCCUGAGUUCUCCUGUACUCUCCUAUACCCUGAGUUCUCCUGUACUCCUCUCUAUCCGGAGUUCUCCUGUACUCCUCUCUACCCUGAGUUCUCCUGUAGUCCUCUCUACUUUGAGUUCUCCUGUACUCCGCUCUACCCUGAGUUCUCCUGUAGUCCCCUCUAUUUUGAGUUCUCCUGCUCUUCUCUCUACCUUGAGUUCUCCUGGACUCCUUUCUGCCUUGAUAUCUCCUGUACUCCUCUCUACCCUGAGUUCUCCUGUACUCCGCUCUACCCUGUGUUCUCCUGUAGUCCAAUCUAUUUUGAGUUUUCCUGCUCUUCUCUCUACCCUAAGUUCUACUAUACUCCUCUCUAACCUGGGUUCUCCUGAACUCCUCUCUACCCUGAGUUCUCCUGUACUCCUCUCUACCCUGAGUUCUCCUGUACUCCUCUCUACCCUGAGUUCUUCUAUACUCCUCUGUACCCUGAGUUCUCCUGUACUCUCCUCUACCUUGAGUUAUCCUGUACUCCUCUCUACCCGGAGUUCUCCUGUACUCUCUUCCACCCUGAGUUCUCCUGUAGUCCUCUCUACCAUGAGUUCUCCUGUACUCCUCUCUACCCUGAGUUCUCCUUUACUCCUCUGUACCCUGAGUUCUCCUUUACUCCUCUGUACCCUGAGUUCUCCUGAACUCUUCUGUACCCUAAGUUCUCAUUUUCUCCUCUCUACCCUGAGUUCUCCUGAACUCCUCUUUACCCUAAGUUCUCCUUUACUACUCUGUACCCUGAGUUCUCCUGUACUCCUCUGUACUCUGAGUUCUCAUGUACUUCUCUCUAACACGAGUUCUCCUGUACUCUCCUCCACCCUGAGUUCUCCUGUAGUCCUCUCUAACCUGAGUUCUCCUGUACUCCUCUCUACCCGGAGUUCUCCUGUACUUCUCUCUAACACGAGUUCUCCUGUACUCUCCUCCACCCUGAGUUCUCCUGUAGUCCUCUCUAACCUGAGUUCUCCUGUACUCCUCUCUACCCGGAGUUCUCCUGUACUCUCCUCCACCUUGAGUUCUCCUGUACUCCCCUCUAACCAGAGUUCUCCUGUACUCCUCUCUACCCUGAGUUCUCCUGUGCUCCUCUCUACCCUGAGUUCUACUGAACUCCUCUCUACCCUGAGUUCUCCUGUGUUUCUUUGUACCUUGAUAUCUUCUCAACUCUUCUCUAAUUUGAUUGCUUUUGUACUCCUCUCUACUCUGAGUUUUAUACAAAUUCAAAAUGUUUAUGGAAAAUUUCCUGUACUUUAUUAA